GCCUUCUAGAGAUAAGACAGGCAAGAUAUAUAGGUAGGUCCCUUAGAACUUGCCCAACUUUGUCUUACUGACCGGCCUCAAAUACCUCAAACAUUUCCGCUCCUCCGUUCCUCAUCACGUUCUUAUGGGCUAUCCAAUUGAUAGGUAAGAUCAACACACUCUAGCUAGGGGUACUUGCGUCCAGACUCAGCAGCCGCUCGACCUACUGUCUUUUUCCUCCCGCGUUUCGGCGUCUCUUUAUUUCCCUCUUCUGUCGUCCUUCGGCAUACCAGCUCACGUCGAGUAGAAUCAGGUACAAUCUAUCCGGACCUUUGGCUGCCGCCUCCCAGGGCGGGAAUACCUUAGGCAUCUAGGGUAAUCGAUAUCAUCUAGUCGGACAGAUCUCACCCCUCAAACAUCAAAAUUAGGAGCCAUUCGAUGGAGGCACCAACUACAGGAUCCGGCGGCGGCCCUCGAGGCCCGAACCGAGAUGGAGAUAGGGACGAUACCAACCCGAGAGGAAGAGGACGGGGCCGUGGUCGUGGCCGAGGAGGUGGCCGAGGAAGAUCGCAACGCGGAAGAGGGGGAGGGGGAGGCCGUGCGCCGGCAUCACCACCGUCGUCCUCGUUAUCCGCACUACCCCCGCCUCAGCCUCGCAUACAACCCGGCAAUGACGAGGCUAGCCGGGACGAAGAAGACACAGAGGCCGAAGUGUGUUUCAUCUGCGCAAGCCCUGUCGUUCACCAGUCCGUCGCCCCCUGCAACCAUAGGACCUGCCACAUCUGCGCCCUGCGCAUGAGGGCCUUGUACAAGAAUAAGGAGUGCGCGCACUGUCGAACACCCGCCCAGUUUGUCAUCUUCACCGACGACGCUACGAAGCGAUACGAAGAUUACUCCGACGCCGACGUUACCAGCGCCGACGAUAACAUCGGUAUUCGCUAUACGAACGAAGAUAUAGUCGGAGACACCGUUCUUCUCCUGCGCUACAACUGUCCUGAUGCCUCCUGCGACUUUGCCGGCCUCGGCUGGCCCGAUUUACACCGGCACGUUCGUAGCUCGCACCAGAAGAAGAUGUGCGACCUCUGUACCAGAAACAAGAAGGUUUUCACCCACGAGCACGACCUGUUCACCGACAAGGAGCUCGAGAAGCACAUGCGACACGGUGACGACCGUCCCGGUACCGUUGACCAGACAGGCUUCAAGGGCCACCCGCUUUGCGCCUUCUGCGGUCAGCGGUUCUACGACGACGACAAACUUUAUGAGCACUGCCGAAGCAACCACGAACGCUGCUUUCUAUGCGACAGAGAAGACCCUAGACAGCCUCAUUACUACCGUGAUUACAAUUCCUUGGAGGACCAUUUCAAGAAGGGCCAUUUCCUUUGUCCCGAUCGCGAGUGCCUGGAGAAGAAAUUCGUCGUCUUCGGCUCCGAGAUGGACCUGAAGGCACAUCAGCUCAGGGACCAUGGGAAUUCGCUAGCCAAGGACGCGAGACGCGACGCUCGUUUGGUGGACAUGGCUAGCUUCAACUAUCGGCAGCCCUAUCAGCCCAAUCAGCGACGUGGCGGCGGCGGAGGGUCCGGUGCAGAUAGGGAUGGCGACGGAGAACCACCGCGAGAGCGACGAGGAAGAGGUCGCGAUCCGAACGCAGAACCGAUUCCGGCCAGCUCGGCACAGCCGCUUCGGCGGGACGAGCUCGCUCUUCAGCGGCAGGUGACCAUACAUUCCUCACAGUCCGUAUCAAAUCGGACUUUUGGCGGACAGCUGUCAUCACCGUCACCAUCAGCUCCGGGACCUGUACCAGCAGCAGCUAACAACGCCGCACCGCCUAACCAGAUGAGCCAGCGUGCGACUGGAGGCCCCGCUUCGACGCCAGGUGCACCUGUUGCGGAGAUGGGAGGACUAAGCCUGACAGACCCGAAUCUCACGCCGGAAGACCGCGCACGACUAGUUCGUCACUCGGCGGUGAUUGAGCGUGCCUCGAAUCUAUUACAGAACGACCGUAGCAAAACUGCCGCUUUUCGCAGCCAUAUAUCAUCAUAUAGACAGGACAAGGUGUCCGCCGCUGCCCUAGUCGAUGCGCUCUUCUCGCUGUUUUCGGACACGUCGUCCUCUGCCCUCGGCACGCUCGUGCGCGAGCUCGCCGAACUCUUCGAGGACAAGAGUAAAGGUGACAGGCUGCGGAAGGCAUGGAACGACUGGAGGGCGAUAAAUGAAGAUUACCCGACGCUCCCCGGUUUGGGCGGCAUGCAUGGCGCCACGACGUCGAGCACCGGCUGGGCAGCCGCUGCCGCCAGUUCUCCCGUCGCAGCAGCGGCCGCACCGACGCAAAGACAUACCACUCGAGUGCUCAAGCUCAAGAGCUCUACCCAGCAGUCGCAACGACUAAACGCACAGCAGUCGCCGGCGUUAUUUCCCAGUACCGGAGCGUCUCGUCCGCCUCCAGCGCCGUCUUCGGCAGCCUCUUUCCCCGCUCUACCGUCUAGCACCAACGCAUCCCGAUCCUCCUCGACUGCGUUGUGGGGCUCGACGGGAACAUCGCAAGCGCCGACAAGAACCCCCAGGCCGGCCAAUCGAGACGAGGCGUUCCCGGCUCUCCCUACCGCCCCCAAGCCUACGACCACCAUAUUCGGAUACGGAACGGGGAGCGUACGCAGAGAUAUUGGCGCCUCGAGGAACGCGGGCUCCGCAUGGGGUGCGUCGAACGAAGGCACGCCGGCUCUGGCAGCGGAGGCCGAGGGGAACGACGGUGAGGGAACUACCAAGGGGAAGAAAGGCAACAAAGGUAGAAAGAAGGUCCUCGUGCAGUGGGGAUGAAGAAUACGGAGGCCACGGUCGGGACGGUGGUGUUCGACGGACUACAUGAGACGAUGAAGCGGCCGG
This is a messenger RNA of Durotheca rogersii, 2859 nucleotides long. RefSeq lists its product as uncharacterized. The record is from RefSeq and is a predicted model, not a curated record. Bases 418 to 2793 code for a protein of 791 amino acids. The transcript has 2 exons. Gene Ontology annotation, biological process: protein ubiquitination; rescue of stalled cytosolic ribosome. Gene Ontology annotation, molecular function: ubiquitin protein ligase activity; ribosome binding. NCBI's taxonomy places the organism in Eukaryota, Fungi, Ascomycota, Sordariomycetes, Xylariales, Xylariaceae.